Molecule: messenger RNA, 4005 nt
Organism: Gaeumannomyces tritici R3-111a-1
Lineage: Eukaryota; Fungi; Ascomycota; Sordariomycetes; Magnaporthales; Magnaporthaceae
Exons: 12
Coding region: 106-2937 (943 amino acids)
Molecular function (GO): ATP binding; ATP-dependent chromatin remodeler activity
Source: RefSeq, a predicted model, not a curated record
CGCAGCGGAGGGUUUUUUCCUUUUUCUUUUUUUUUCUUUCAACACUGCGGACUUCUCUUUCGGAAGUGACCCAUUUCUGGGCGCAGGGAGAAAGACCAGCUCGCCAUGGACAACUCUUCUCGCCCCAGUAUGAAACGAAAGCGCGUCGAGGAGGUCGACGAUGACCGGGAGGGAUUCCCACGCACCGAAGCCGUCCAGCCACCAGUUCAAUUAGCGCAAAAUAUUCACGGGACCAUCUUCCAUCCAUCUGGGACGCCUUCACAGCCGCCGGCGGACCCCUUUCCCUACGACUACCCCCCGCCCGUGCCCCCGAUCUUGGCCGAAGAUAAUGCUUUGUACCAUCCAGGGGUACAAGGGCCCUCGGUUAUGGAAGCGUUGCCACCGACGGCAGAAGGAACAUCCGGGCCAGCCCAGCCAAAGGCCGACCAGGCACUCACGGUUUGCUUCGGCAUGAUCGCGGGCAUUACCGGCCGUUGCGAUUUGUGCCUGAACAAAGGGCAAUGCUUCGACAUUUCCAUAUUGGCGUUUGACAAAUUCGAGGCCGUCUCCGGCAGUGCUGUUCGAGGCAAAAUAAAGUCCGAGCAUGGCCGGGUCAUUCAGGGGCUGCUUGAUGACCCAUCUGUGGUUGCGCGCGGGACAUGUGCCCUGGACCAAUAUCCAUCUAAGGGCAAAGCAAAGCAGGGUCCAGGACAGGUCCCAUGCACGUUGAACAUCACUGUUUACGGCCCUCUGGAAAUGUUUGACGAGAUCGGAGAAUGGGCCCAGGGGCAUGACAUCUACCUGCAAGACCCUUUAGUCUGCCAUCUCGAUGUUGUGUACUGCAACCCACACAAGCUAUCCUCGAGCUCAUCCGAUCUCAGAGCAUGCCCCAUGCUAUCUAAGCUGGUAUCCAGCAGCAGCAAGCCCCUCCAGUUACAGGAGCUCCCUCAACUACCCGAUAUCCUGGACUUUAUCAACAGCCAUAUAAACCUCGAGGAGGCCCCGGCGCCUUCGGCCGUUCGAGCGUCCUUGCAAAAACAUCAGCGGCAGGCCUUGACGUUUAUGUGCCGUCGCGAGAAGGGCUGGGACUUUGCUGAGACAGAAGGGGAUAUGUGGGAGCUAAUUGAUAGCGAUCACGGCCGCAUGUUCAUCAAUCGAGUCUCGGGCUCUUACCAGACCCAAGAGCCAGCAGAUUUCCGUGGAGGCAUUGUGGCAGAUCCUAUGGGCCUGGGGAAGACUUUGACCAUGAUCGCUCUCGUGGCGUCCGAUUUGGAUAUUGCGUCGACGUGGGUGGGCAUCGAAGACAAGGAGAACAUGGAUUCUGCGACGCUCGUGGUAGUCCCGCCUCCCCUUCUGGAUACUUGGGAAAACGAGAUAUCAAGGCAUAUUUUCGCUGGGAGGCUGGUCUGCCGACGCCAUCACGCAAAAACACGAUUGUCCGAGCCAUCUAAUAUCCGAGGCGUGAACGUCGUUCUCACCACGUACCACACGGUGUCCGCUGAGUGGAGGCCAACCGGCCCACUGCAAAGCUCCAUCCUCUUUUCGACCAGGUGGCGAAGAAUUAUCCUGGAUGAAGCACACUUCAUCCGCAACGGUUCAUCGCGGAUGACCCGGGCCGUUUGCGAUCUCGACGCAGUCUCUCGAUGGGCCGUAACCGGAACGCCGAUCCAGAACCGCCUUAUAGACCUCGCCAGUCUGCUUCGAUUCAUCCGAGCGUUCCCCUACACAGAUCCCAAACGAUUCGACGUCGAUAUUUCCCAGCUUUGGAGAGAUCGGAGGGAGGACGAAGCUGUCAAAAGGCUGACGCUGCUCUCCUCCUGCCUCCUCCUCAGACGGCCCCCAAACACCAUCAGUCUUCCGGCUCGGCGCGACACUCUUUGCCCCGUGGAGUUCCUAGGUCCGGAGCGAGAGCUUUACAAGCAAGCGAGCGAGCGGCUUAUUACCAAGAUUGACGAAGCUUUCCAUCAGGGGUCGGAGCUGUCCAGAUCCACGUUCUACGUCAACGUUCUCCAGCAAAUCGAAUCACUCCGCCUUAUCUGUAACCUAGGCACCCAAUACCACACGCGAAAGGAUCCUGAGGACACGGACGCGGCAUCCACGAUGACAUCCAAAGCCAAGUGGGCAGGCCUAGCACAGAGAGCCUUCAACGUGGAGCGCGACCUACGACUCAUGGUUUGCUUGCAGUGCGCCGACACCUUCGAUACAGCAGAGGUUGCCUUCGAGGAUCCAUUUUCCCCGCAUAGAACUACCGCGCUGCUCUUUAGCUGCCUCAAGUACCUGUGCUCGGACUGCACCAACAAGCUAAAGCCGACCGACCGGGGCCCCGGCUGUGGCCACUCGCCUUCCUGCCAUUCAGCCGAGAUCUCCAUCAGCAGCACCGACCGGGAGGACCUACCGGAAACUACGCCAUCGGACUUGCACGACUUCCAGCCAAGCGAGCUCCCGUCUAAGGUGAAGGCACUGAUAGAUGACCUGAAACAGUUGCCUCUUGAUACCAAGAGCGUCGUUUUCUCUAGCUGGAGAAUGACACUCGAUGUUAUCGAGAGGGGCCUGCGGCAGGCAAAAAUCGGUGUCGUCCGUUUCGACGGAAAGGUGCAGCAAAGGGACAGGAAAUCCGUCGUUGAGAAGUUCAAGGCCAAUGGGAAUGUCCGCGUGAUGCUUUUAACUUUGUCAUGUGGUGCAGUAGGGCUAACUCUCACGGUGGCUUCUAGAGCUUACUUGAUGGAGCCGCACUGGAAUCCGACUCUGGAGGACCAGGCCCUCGCACGGAUCCACCGCAUUGGCCAGGAAAAGGAAGUAACGACGGUUCGUUUCUACAUCCGGGACUCCUUUGAGGAGGAGAUAAUGAAGCUCCAGCGAAAAAAGAAGCAGCUGGCUGGCGUGCUUCUUUCGCCGCACGACGGUGGGAACACCAGUGGCAGCUGGGAUCGCCUACACGAACUUCGACGCCUCCUCUAGAUAUCUAGCUUUGGUUGUGUGGAUAUCAAGUGGGUCCGAGAGAAAAUGGGGGCAGCCUCGGGACUUGACGUCGCUGAGGGAGCUGUAAAGGAAAAGUUGGACAUUUCGAGGGAUGCAGGUGGAGGAGGCUGGACUCGCUGGAGCACUUUGUGGGAGCACCAGAGGAGCACCAUGGGAGAGCAUGGCGGCAGAGCAACGAGGGGAUGGCAUUUCUAGCUUGAACAAACAGCUGCCGUCCCGUGGUUACGUGGAAGGCUAUCGUCCCAGGCUCGGUCCGAGGCCGGGCUAGCCAUGAAGACGGGAGGGGGUUUUCCAGCAUGGCUUGAGCCUUGCAGUGCUUUGGAGAGCCUUCGUGAAGUCUGGCGGACAUCCUGGCGGCUACAAAAACGCUGUCCUGGCGUCGACUACUUGGUGAGCCGCUGAGGCACAUCACGACAGUUCUCGUGGUGUCCUUUGUCGUAGCCAUUAUGUGGAUGCACACUCCCCGCAACGUUACCUUGCAAUCAGGAUUCAUGUCAGCCGGCAUUGAGAACAGGCCGUUCGAGCCCUGCAGCUUGUCCACCCCUGAUUCGGUGUACUGGAUUCAGUGCCUCGGCUGCUGCCUGCCUCCAGAUAUCAUCUCAGCAUCUACCGAGGAAACAAGUUGAGACACUAAUCUCCGAGCAGCAUAUCUGGACAAACAGCGACACUGUUGGCAGUGGAAGCCAAGCCCCAGUGGCAGUGGCAGGCUGCAGCUGCCGUAACCCCUGCUAGUCGAGGAGGUCUGUGUCGACCAACGGGCCUCCAAUCUUGUCCAAACCACGAGAGAAGGAGGCACUGCAGCCAGUCACACCACGCAUUGCUUUGCUGCUUUUUUUUGUUAUUUCCUACGCACCUUCUAUCCCUUCAUCUGUCGCAAUCCGCUCGUCUGGGCAUGUCGACAUCGAUUUGCUUUUCUUUCAGCCGCACUAGGAAUAGCCACGAUCUAGGUUUGCCGUCAGCCCUCUACUUCCGCGCUAGCCCAUGUCCCAUCGCCCAAAUGUUCUGGUCUAAUGCUUGAUGGUAUCAUGCUGCCUCCUUGACAGGCAC